Ascoidea rubescens DSM 1968 is the source of this 630-nucleotide messenger RNA. RefSeq lists its product as uncharacterized. The record is from RefSeq and is a predicted model, not a curated record. The annotation marks the transcript as partial. Lineage: Eukaryota; Fungi; Ascomycota; Saccharomycetes; Ascoideales; Ascoideaceae. The transcript has a single exon.
AUGGAGGUUGAGGAAAUUGAUAGUCCAGUGUCGCUAGCCUCUUUUAAUGCUGCCUCUGUUCCUGCUAAUGACAUUGAGCCUGAGUUUGAGCCCUCUAUUCCCGAUGUGUUGCCCCAUGAAAAGCUCUACACCAUUCAGAUUGGUGGGAACUCCUUUAGCAUAAGUGGUGCUUCACUAUCUUCUGAUUCUCCUUCUUACUUCACAAAUUAUUUUAUCAAGAAUCCUGACAAGACAAUACUAUCAAUUGACAGAUCUCCCACUGUAUUUGAAAAGAUCUACUCUCACUUGCAGGGCUACCACAUCAGCAUUGAAACUCCUUUGGAAUUUGUUUAUCUAUUCUCAGAUUCAUUUUAUUACAAUUUACCAACUUUGAAAAAAUAUAUCUAUACUUAUCCCUAUUAUUUUAUUAUUAUCGGAAACAGUUCUUUUAAAUUCAAUAAAAACUUAAUUGACUCAAAUCAUUUGAAAUUCGGCAACUAUCCAAAUUUUUUUUCAAUCUCUUAUAAUUCAAUCUUUAAGGAUCCAACUAUUUUAAUCCAAUCAAAAAAUUUAAUUCGACCACCACCACAAGCUCCAAUCAUCUUAAAGAAAAACGAUGAAAACUUAUUUAAAAUCAUUCUUAAUAUAUUA